Molecule: messenger RNA, 660 nt
Organism: Trichoplax adhaerens
Lineage: Eukaryota; Metazoa; Placozoa; Uniplacotomia; Trichoplacea; Trichoplacidae
Exons: 1
Coding region: 1-660 (219 amino acids)
Source: RefSeq, a predicted model, not a curated record
AUGAAAAAUGAAGAUAACGGGGCUGUAGAUGCCAUAGAUUCUGCAACCUUUAAGGUCGGUCAUGAAAUGGAUUCAGAAACUUCAUAUGCGAAGCCAGUUAUAAGCAAUCACUAUCCUUGGGUUUUCACAGAUUGUCCAGGUUUUUUGGAUAAUAGAGAUCCAGACGAUGCUGUUGUGACUGCAAUUAGUAGUCCCCUGGCGGUUCGAAAUGCCCGUCAGGUUAAAGCUGUCGUAAUAUUAAUAGAAAUUAGUGGUAUACUCCGUGCGGGACUAGAGGAAUUAAGCACAUUGCUGAAAGUACUGAUUACACUUUUUCACAACCCAGUCGAUAUGGUAAACUAUUCCGUCUUUGGUAUAACAAAAACAGAUCUUUUGGGAUUGACAGAAGACAGAGCGAAACAAAAAGUUUGGGAUGCUUUUAAGAAAAUCGUAAAGCAUUGUGAUCAAAAACUGGAUACGAUCAAGAAGGAGCCACAAAGAAGUGUUGAAUCUCCCCGAUAUUUUUAUAUUAUGAUUGUAACGAGAUCAAGAAUCUGGGAUUUUGAGCUUUCCUUUCCUUUAGUCUACUUUUAUUUGGAAGCCCAAGCCAAGCGCGAUAUCAUACACACGUUAACGAGACAUAAGAACUGUGACAACAAAUCAGCUCUAGUACGAACAUAA